This is a messenger RNA of Zymoseptoria tritici IPO323, 1602 nucleotides long. RefSeq lists its product as uncharacterized. The transcript has a single exon. The record is from RefSeq and is a predicted model, not a curated record. Gene Ontology annotation, molecular function: L-aspartate:2-oxoglutarate transaminase activity; pyridoxal phosphate binding. Gene Ontology annotation, biological process: biosynthetic process; L-aspartate catabolic process. Bases 82 to 1362 code for a protein of 426 amino acids. Gene Ontology annotation, cellular component: mitochondrion. NCBI's taxonomy places the organism in Eukaryota, Fungi, Ascomycota, Dothideomycetes, Mycosphaerellales, Mycosphaerellaceae.
CACCUCUUCAACUCAUCAAGUCGCUCAUUGAAUUUCUGCACAUUUCCAUUGACUCUCAACGUCCGAGACGCAAACGCCACGAUGCUUGCAAAGUCCGCUCUUCAACGCGCAGCCGCCGCUCCUCGCUCGGCCGUUGCUCAGCAGUCCAUCCGAGCUGCUUCGGCAUGGUCGAAAGUGCCGCAGGGCCCACCCGAUGCCAUCUUGGGAAUCACCGAAGCGUUCAAGAAAGACAGCAACAGCCAGAAGAUCAACUUGGGAGUUGGCGCCUACCGUGAUGACAAGGGCAAGCCAUACGUGUUGCCAUCUGUCAGGGAGGCCGAGCAAAAGGUGGUCAAGGCGAACCUCGACAAGGAGUACGCAGGGAUCACCGGUGUGCCUGACUUCACCAAGGCCGCCGCUCUUCUUGCGUACGGCCCGGACAGCACUCCUCUCAAGGAGGGACGCAUUGCCAUCACGCAGACCAUCUCCGGAACUGGAGCUCUGCGGAUAGGUGGUGCUUUCCUCGAGCGCCACUACCCUCACGCAAAGGCCAUCUACAUCCCAACUCCAUCAUGGGCUAACCACAAGGCCGUCUUCCUCGACAGCGGGUUGCAGGUCAAGCAGUACCGAUACUACAACAAGGACACCAUUGGUCUGGACUUUGACGGAAUGGUGGCCGACAUCAAGAGCAUGCCCAAGAACUCGAUCGUCCUCCUUCACGCAUGCGCGCACAACCCCACGGGUGUCGACCCCACCGAGAAAGAGUGGAAGGCCAUUAGCGAUGCGGUCAAGGAGGGCGGACACUACCCGUUCUUCGACAUGGCCUACCAGGGCUUCGCGUCCGGAGACACGGACAAGGACGCGUUCGCGCUCCGCUACUUCCUGAAGGAGGGCCACCUCCCCUGCCUCGCGCAGUCCUUCGCCAAGAACAUGGGUCUCUACGGCGAGCGCGUGGGCGCCUUUUCCAUCGUCUGCGAGUCCGCCGAGGAGAAGACCCGCGUCGACUCUCAAGUCAAGAUCCUCGUGCGCCCACUGUACUCCAACCCUCCCGUCCAUGGUGCGCGCGUGGCCAGCACCAUCCUCAAUGACCCGGCGCUGAACAAGCAGUGGUUGGGCGAGGUCAAGGACAUGGCGGAGCGCAUCAUCAAGAUGCGGGCGCUCCUCAAGGACAACCUGGAGAAGCUGGGCAGCACGCGCAAGUGGGACCACAUCACGUCGCAGAUUGGCAUGUUUGCGUACACGGGCUUGACGGCGGACCAGAUGACGGAGCUCGCGGAGAAGCACUCGGUGUACGCGACCAAGGAUGGAAGAAUUAGCGUGGCGGGUAUCACGAGUGAGAACGUGGGUCGUCUUGCUGAGGCAAUUUACAAGAUCACUGGUUAAGCGGUGAUGAUGACAUGUGAAAGGAGUGCGGAGAGGGGAGAGUUUUCUCCGCCAAAAAGCGGGUGCGGCUGAAGAUAGAUUAGACGAGAGAGCCCGUCUACGGAAUGGUCGGAGCUGAAGUGGUGUGCUCGUGUGGUAUGCGUGGCUAGAGUAGCUUGUGGUUGUCUCUGCAGCAUGAUGUAUGAUAUCGUCCCAAAGAAGCGAUUGCAAGUAGAGUGAACCGCGGUUGAGCGAGAGAAA